GGGCGAUCGUCCUUGGAACGCCCUGUAAUAAUAAUACUCACAGCCCUCGCCAUGCCGAUCAGAGCCAGGGAACACGCCGUAGACUGUCAGUACUUAAAUACUACGGUGGAACAAGCAUCAGAGGUUACACUGCUCUCUGUUGCUACUCAUAAGGAUCGCAUUCACUACCAGGACAGGUUUCUUUACGGUGGUAGUCAUUCAGGAUAAUACUGCUCAGGCGUCUGGCCACUCUCCGCAUUUGUGCCUUCAUUUCGCGGUCAACUUCGCGCGUUUCCAUCUUCUUCCCCCUAUUCUGCUACUGAAUCUGCUUCUAUCCCUUCAUCCAUUUCUGCUUCCAGUCCUGCCAUAAUCAUGCCUGUUGGAUCGGUUCUUGUUACUGGAGGAACCGGUUACAUCGGUUCCUUCACCGUUCUCGCACUUCUCCAGGCUGGUUACAAGGUCGUAGUCGUCGACAACCUGUACAAUUCCUUCGUCGAAGCUUUGCACCGCGUUGAAUUAAUCUGCGGCAAGAAAGCCGAGUUUGUCAAGUUGGACAUCACCGAUGAGGCGGCCUUGGAUAAGGUGUUUGAGGCGCAUCCCGACAUUGAUAAUGUGAUUCACUUUGCUGCAUUGAAGGCCGUCGGAGAAUCCACCGAGAUACCCCUCGAGUACUACCGUGUCAAUGUUGUCGGCACGCUCUGCCUCCUGCGCUCCAUGGUCAAGCACAAUGUGACCAACAUUGUUUUCUCCAGCUCUGCCACCGUCUACGGCGAUGCCACCCGUUUCCCCAACAUGAUACCCAUUCCCGAGAUCUGCCCUCUGGGCCCAACGAACCCGUACGGAAACACAAAGAUGGGCGUUGAGAACGCCAUCACGGAUGUGAUCAAUGCGCAGCGCAGUAAUGCGCGCAAGGCAGGUAAGCCGAAGGAGGAGAUCGACAAAUGGAACGCGGCGCUUCUGAGAUACUUCAACCCCGCUGGUGCCCAUCCCAGUGGAAUCAUGGGUGAGGACCCGCAGGGUGUACCGUAUAACCUGUUGCCAUUAUUGGCGCAAGUUGCUACUGGCAAGAGGGAAAAGCUUCUUGUUUUUGGAGAUGAUUACGCCUCCCACGACGGCACGGCUAUCAGAGAUUACAUUCACAUCCUUGACUUGGCGGACGGUCACCUUAAAGCUCUCGACUACCUCCGCACUCACAACCCGGGUGUCCGCGCCUGGAACCUCGGAACCGGCCGGGGCAGCACUGUCUUCGAGAUGGUCCAUGCCUUUUCUGCUGCCGUCGGCAGGGAUCUCCCUUACGAAAUUGCUCCCCGUCGUGACGGUGACGUGCUCAACCUGACUUCCAACCCGACCAGAGCUAACGAGGAGCUUGGCUGGAAGGCCGAGCGGACCCUCGAACAAGCAUGCGAGGAUCUCUGGCUCUGGACGAAGAACAACCCGCAGGGAUACAGGCAAGAUCCUCCGGCGGAGUUGCUAGAGAAGUUGAAGAACUAAGAAAGGACGUUAAUAGUCGUUGGGAAGCGACAAAAUAAUAAAUAGAAUGAAUGCAUUUCAGGCAAUAUUAUUUCUUUUUG
Messenger RNA from Monascus purpureus, 1550 nucleotides. The record is from the annotation of a GenBank genome assembly. Lineage: Eukaryota; Fungi; Ascomycota; Eurotiomycetes; Eurotiales; Aspergillaceae.